CGAUAAUAUAACAAGUAGAAUCAAAAAUGUCUCAACAUUCUUCGCCGAAAAAAGUGACAAAACGAAAAACGGUUAAAAAGCCUGCUAAUCAUGCUCCUUACAACGAAAUGAUUAUUGAGGCUAUCAAAUCACUUAAAGAACGUAAAGGAUCGUCUCGACAAGCUAUCGCUAAACAUGUCAAGGCUAAUAAUAAAGUAGGCGAAAACGUUGAUUUGCAAGUAAAGAUGAACUUAAAACGUAUGGUGGCUAACAAAGCGUUAGUUCAAGUGAAAGGAACUGGCGCAUCUGGCUCAUUUCGAAUAGGUGCUAAACCAAAAGUAGUCAAGAAAAGCCUUUCUUUAAGCAAAAAAAAGAGAAAGUCACCGAAAAAAAAAUCGGCAAAAAAAUUAACUCCUAAAAAGAAGGUAAAGAAAACCAAGAAGAAAGUAAAGAAAACCCCUAAAAAACAUGGAGCAGCAAAAAAACCAAGAGUAAAGAAAGCAAAAAAAUCACCUAAAAAAUCGCCCAAAAAAUCGCCGAGAAAAUCACCUAAAAAGUCCCCAAAAAGAAAACUCACAGUAUAACAUUUCCAGCUCGCAAAUUGUUUCUUGUAAACUGCUAUUUAAAACAAAUAUUUUAAAACUAGCCACAAUGUGAAAAAGACUGCAAUUUCUGAGAUGUUGGCAUGUCAUUUCCUAGAUUGAAGUCGCACAGAAAAACUCUGCUCAUUGUUAAUUUAGUAUUAUUUUUAUGUAAAUAUAAAAUGUUGUUAAAUUGUAAAUAUUAUUUAUUUUAAAGAAAAAUAAAUUUAUAUUAAAAUUCGAUUCAAAAGU
This is a messenger RNA of Hydra vulgaris (swiftwater hydra), 812 nucleotides long. Its product is annotated as histone H1.0. Gene Ontology annotation, cellular component: nucleus; nucleosome. Gene Ontology annotation, biological process: nucleosome assembly; chromosome condensation; negative regulation of DNA recombination. NCBI's taxonomy places the organism in Eukaryota, Metazoa, Cnidaria, Hydrozoa, Anthoathecata, Hydridae. Gene Ontology annotation, molecular function: double-stranded DNA binding; structural constituent of chromatin; nucleosomal DNA binding. The record is from RefSeq and is a predicted model, not a curated record.